CAAAGAAGCGCAUGAUCGGACUGUCACCGCUUCUGACCGUUGCGCGUUUUGGCUGAAUUUUCUCUAAAUUUUUCGUUUGUUGUGACAUGACCAUCGACGUGUUGUUUCCGAAUCGUCUGGUGCGACAUAUUCUUUAAGUGAACGAGAUCUUUCUGUACGUAUGUUGUAGCGUUAACCGCGUCUAGGACCUUUAGCGUGGUUCGUUCAGCCUUGAAGACUCCGGCAAGAUGGACUCCCCGAACGGCGAAAUCUCCCCGGAGUUAACCAUGGAGGAGGCAGAGGACCUCAGCCUGGAGUUCUUCGACGAAGUACACCAGGGCCACAUCCUCAACUCGCUGAACAUGAUGCGCAAAAACCGGCAUUUCUGUGACGUCAUUCUCCACGUCGGCAGCAACGAGAUCCACGCACACAGGGCCGUACUCGCCAGCGCAUCGCCGUAUCUAUUCGAGCUUUUCUCCAGCGAUGAAGAUCAGAAAAGUUCAGAAAAUGUGGUUACUUAUAGGUUGAAUGGGGGUUUCGAUAAGACGGCACUGCAGAUUCUGAUUGACUACGCGUAUACUGCGAAGCUAGACGUUGCUUACGGGGACGUGAAAGCUGUAUUUUUGGCAGCUAGCAACCUAAAGAUGGACAGAGUAACAAAAUGUUGUGCCCAGUACCUCACAAAACAUUUAAACGUGGAAAAUUGCGUGGAGAUAAGAUCUCUGCCAGGCAUAUCAAAAAACAAGGAAUUCAUUCAGCAAGUUGACGCUUUUAUCGAAAAAGAGUUCCCGAAAAUCAGCAAAUCCAAUCAGGUCUUGAACCUCUACUGUAUCCGAAUCGAGGUACUCCAUCAAUUCAGAGAGGAGAUGAUCAACGUCAACGAAAGUUCGCUGUGCCGUCUUGUAUUGGAAUGGAUCAAAAGGGAGGUAGAAGGGGAUAACCUAGACAUGCAAAUGUUAUCCGAGAAAACUUUUAUGCUCUAUCUCGCCAUCGAUAAUUCUUUGCAAGACUGUUCCAGUUUGCCCUCAGGCGACGUCAGCGAUACGGAAAUGGUACAAGAUUACAAGAAAAUGUCGCUGAAAGACAAACCGGCCGGUUCGAAAGGGAAACGAAAAGUGUUGGGCCAACCGUCCAAACCGAGAGUGUUGGUGUAUAGCGAUAUAGGCAAAGAAAUAGAGCUGGAGAUGGAACCCGAUUGGAGCCUGAUAGCUACGUGCAGCGUUGGAGAACACAGCUUUUUGGCGUUAGUCACAUUGGGCGGCAAGCUCUCCACGCUAUCUAUACAGUUAAGACUGAAUACACCAUCCACCCCCUCACCUGUACAAACUCCAGAUACUAGCAGGCAUGCUAGCGAAGAAAAACCGGACCUUUAUUGCGCUCUCGCAAACAUGUCUUGUCCAAGGUGUUCUGUAGGGUGUGCGAAUUUCCUUAACACACUUGUUGUUUGCGGUGGUUACGACAGGACAGAGUGUUUGAAGUCUGUAGAACAGUACAUCCCGGAAACAAACGAAUGGAAGAGUCUCCCGCCGAUGCGUGAGGCUAGAGGGCGCUGUAAAAUAGCCGUUAUAAACGAUAAGGUGUACGCUAUUGGUGGCAGCAAUGGGACAACUGAACUAGAUUCAGCUGAAGUGCUAGAUAUGGCUGUCAACAAAUGGGUGAAGAUUCCUAACAUGCCUCUAGCAAGGAGCAACAUGGGCGUAUGCGCUCUGGACGGACUGAUUUACGUGAUCGGUGGCUGGAACGGUCAAGUCGGCAUCAAACAGUGCGACGUUUUCAAUCCAGAGACCGGCACUUGGACGUCCAUUGCUCCUCUCCAUACAGGUCGAUACCAAGCCGGCGUGGCCGCGUACAACAAACUGGUGUACGCAAUAGGCGGUUGCGACGCGUGGAACUGCUUGAACUCCGUCGAGGUGUACGACUCCGCGAAGAACGUCUGGCAACCGAUCAAGCCGAUCAUAUCGGCGCGACGCGGAUGCGGCGUUGCGGUGUUCAACAGAAAGCUGUACGUCGUCGGCGGGUCGGACGGGUCGCACUCGCUGAAUUCCACGGAGAUUUUCGAUGAAGAGAAUCAGACGUGGGUGGUGGGGCCGAGCAUGACCACGCCCAGGGCCAACGUCGACGUGGCGGUGGUCGGCGAUCGGUUGUAUGCUGUCGGGGGAUUCUCAGGCAAAACGUUCCUGAACACGAUAGAAUACCUCGACACCACCACGAACGAAUGGACGACGUUCAUUCCGAAAGGUACGUGUGAUAUUCCUCAAAAAAGACGACCAAGAAACAGGCGGAACUCCAGGCGCAGCAUCUCCGAGAACAAGAAACCCGCCUCUAAUGCAGCAGCUGACGCCAAGCAAAAUGGCAACGAGGCUGUCGACGCUGAGGCCGAAGAUACGCCGUAAAUUAGGAUAUUUUAGAAUACAUCGGACGUUGGGUGAGUUCGUAUUGGAUAUAAUGUCAUAGGACCUGUAUAUUCCCAAUAAAAAAUGUUUAAAGUCAAUUUUCACCAUACACUGAUUUGUUACAUGACACAUUUAUCCAGUUGUCUCCAUUUAUUUUGGAUGCAUAAUUUCACGUACUUUUGCCAGGUUACCAGUUCUUAUAGUAUUGCAUUCUAAUAUAACUCCUCUUUUCUAGGAAGACUAUAUAAAAUCAAAAACUUUGGAUUCUUAAGGAUAAUGAGAUUUGUAUUUGUUGGAGUAGGAAUUUUUGUACGCUCAGCGACUGAGGUAUAAUAUCCCUCAAAAUUCACAACUUUGUUGGUUUUCUAACAGUUACAAACGUAAUUGCAAUAAAUUGUCCAAUAAUCAGUUUUACAUAGUUUGUAUAAGGCUCACUCAGGGCCUCAUGACAUAAUAUCAAAUUUGUUUUAAGAGGAAUGUCAGAUGAUCAGUAUUUAUUGUAGUUCGGACCAUUAGUAUUUAGUAGUAGUGUCAGUGGAUUUUUACGUAACAUUAUAUAUCAAUAACCCUGGCUACACGGUCAAUAAAUGCAACAUUCCAAGAUAAAUACUGACGGGUUACAGUGAAUACUGUACUCAUGACAUUCGUCUAAAUUUGAUAUCAAAUUUGUAUAGGUAAUCUCCACUCAAGACGUCACUUAGUUCAGAUGCUGGAACCUGGAACGUCAUCUUAUAUUUCGAGUGUUUCGUAAUGCCGACGUUCAUUUUGUGUGUGUUUAAAGAUUGUUUGGGCGUUUUCAACAUACUUCGAGUAAUUUAAUAAUUAUCAGUACCUGAAAAAUAUUGAGCUUUGUUGUUUGGCAGCACUUGACAACACAAAAAAAAACGAAGGCAUUUUCAUAGUUCAAACAUUAAAUAUGUAACUAGUCCACAGUUGCUAAUUUUUACCUAAAAACGCUAACAUAACUCUUACCUACAAUAUUAGACGAAAAUACCGCUAGUUUGCGAAAUAAUUGUAAAGUCUGGUUUUAUUGAUGCACACACAAACUUACAAUUAUUUACUAAAAACUGCGAGGUUAUGUUAACUGCAUACGAACCUUGCCACAUCUACUGGUUCCUUAGCCAGCAAUCCAUCACUUGUCAGAUGCCAGUAGUCGUAUACAAAUUUGAUAUCAAAUUUCAUAUGGAGUCAUACAAUCCUUAGGAAAAUGUUUAUCGUUUAGGAGAAUGUUGACAGUAAUUGAUAUAUUUUCUUCGCCACUGUAUAUCAUCUUUUCACUUUUACUGAUGUCAGUAUUUUUUUUGUAGUAGAAAAUCUUGUAGGUAAAUCAGUAGUGCGUAUAUGUUGCAUCGAAAAUGCUGCCGGUUAGUUUUUUUGAUGCAUAUACACGCUAUUGAUCUGAAUAUAUGUCAUUAUCCUAAAUAUAGCUGCCAUCUAAGUGUAAAUCAUCACUUUCAUCCCCAGGGAACAGCAUUAUGAAUUUUGAGAAUUCAUAGACGUACUAGUGCAUUUGAAAUAGUGAUAUUUUUUAUUCAAUAUAUCAUAUACAAAAUUCUAGAUAAAUAUCAAAUCAUAUUAGUGGAUACCUAGUUGAACUUUAGACUGUUUUCCACGACUGAUAAAACUAGAUCAUCUUUGAAUGAGCUUUUCUCAACUAAGACUAGUUUUUAUAUGAUUUACCUUUCGGGAAAUAUAUCCAUUCCAGUAUAGAGGCUGAAUGUUUUUUAUCUAUAUCAAACUAUAUAACUGAAUUCAAAAAAAUACAUAAUGCUCUACGUACAAGGUGUCAAAGUUCGUAUAUUAUGCUUGAGGAGCAAAAAUUAUUAAAAUUAUGGCAAAUGAUUUUCGAUAGCUUAAUUCAAACUACUGAAUUAGGCCCACCUUGUACAAGUAUGUAGGAAAAAGACAUCAACUUUCAGAGUUACAGUGUAUAUAUAAUUUGCUUAUGCAGCUAAAAAAAAACACUACAGAAUAUUUUAUAUGGGAAAUAUAUUUUUAACAUACUAUUUUAAAUACUCUUUUCCACCUGCAGUGAUAAAUUUUCGAUUCGAAAAUCGGUAAAACGUAAUCUUAAAAAAUGUAAGAAAUAAAUUGUUGUAUAACUGUAAUGGCUUCAAGUAUUUAGCAUUAAAUUUUAGGAAAUAUCAUGACAGAAAAAAUGUAUUAUUGUACAAAAUAAUAAAGAUAAAUGAUUGUCAAGAGUUUUUUUGUGCAGACAACUGGUUUUUCCUUAGGUUAAUGCAUACAAAAUCUGAUGUUUAUCAAAAGAAUUAACCAUGACGUUUAUCCAAAUUACGUAAUACAUAUUAUUAUAUUAUUUUUCCGAAAAACUAUUUAGAAACCAGUUGUUUGAAUUGUGGCAUAGGAAAGCGUUAAAAAAGAUGUGGUUUAUAGUAUAAGGUUACAAGUCUAUGAAUUAUAGUAAUAAUGAUCUAUUUGCCUUGUGUCCUAAAAGUUAAGCGUUAUUAUAUAAAAUUAUUAAUAAUAAAUAUUUUACAGAA
Messenger RNA from Acanthoscelides obtectus, 4873 nucleotides. The record is from the annotation of a GenBank genome assembly. Lineage: Eukaryota; Metazoa; Arthropoda; Insecta; Coleoptera; Chrysomelidae.